AUUUACUCAUCUAUAAUAUGCUAUAUAAUAUAAUAGUAUAUGUAUAUAUAUACACACGCAUAUAUAAUGUAGGUCUCUCGACUUGUCUACUAUUGUCCUUCGAGUUUCGUUAUGUAAAUAAGUAUUCAAAUUUUUUACGUGUUUUAGUAUAUGGACACUUUUAACAUAUAUUAACUUAUCCAGAAAAUGUACAAUAAUCGUGUCAGCUUCCAAUAAUUUUUGCUAUAUGGAAACAGCAGUUACGCACGUAAAGACCAAUUUUUUCAAUCUAAAACGACAUUACUACAUAACUAACAAAGCUAUAACUAAAACCAGAUAGGAAUAUUGAUGAAUGGCAAAAUAAUAAGAGAAGACACUACUACUAAUCUUAUGGAAAAAUUUAAAACAUCAAGUAUAGAAGAUUUGUUCAUAUCAGCAAUAUUCGCCAACGAUAACCUGCGCAGGAAUAUUGUAAUACAUACAAUUAUUACUAAUUAAAGUACCUAUUUCACAUACACCAUAAUUAACCAUAAAGCUAUAUGUUUAUUUUUAAGCCAGCAAAAAGAACCAGAAGAUUAUCGAUCAUUAAUAAUCGUAUUCCGCACCAAUAUACAUCAUUACUAAGUUCCGCAUUCGCCACAGUAAAUAUUAAAAUAUAUACAUUAAGAGCUCGAUGAAUCCAAAAAACGAGAAAGAGUUCUACAUGCACUAAUACUAAAAAACAUUUGGACUUUGAUCGGAAUUCAUUCCAUAUCGUAUGCUGCAUUUGCGUGCGUAAUUCUGUUUCCUUUGGCCGUGCACUGGACGUUUGAGGGGUACCCGAAAAACAAGGUGCCCUUAAUGGUGCAUAACGAAGAUUUGGGCGACUACAAUAACGAGACGAUCGAACCUAUGAGUAAUAUGUUCAUCAGUCGUUACUUGAAAUUGCAUUUUCCUGUGAUGAGCACAUCAAAAUCAUCAAAUAUAUUAUUUGAUGACACAAAAUUCAAAGAUGAUUUCGAAUGGACGGAGUGCUUUCUGUACUUUGAUAAAAACUAUACGGUGGCUCUGCGACGGCGGAUUGAAAGAAAAAUAAAAAACAAAGUUGAUUUUGAAAAUAGUCAGAUAAUCAUCACAAUGAGCAUAACCGACGGGCGAAAAGCUUGUGUCGUAAAAUAUCAAAUAACGGAACUCUAUAAACAAUUUCUAUCAGACUACGCGCACAACAUGAUGACGGAAUACGUUACGAACAUCAAUGAUGAUUCUAUAAAAUUUUCAGAGAACAUUGAGGUGACGUACAACACUGACAACGAAUAUCCUAUUUACGGACGAUUCGUAAAUUCGGGGUUGAUUGUCAUUUUGGCGUUCUUUUUUCACGGAGCAAUCACCGUUCGGCUACAACAGGUGGCAGGCAAAGACUGUUAUUACGACAGUAGGAAGUCAUAUCUGGCAUGUCUUGCCAUCCAGAUACCGAUCGCUGUUGUCUGGAACGCGUUUAUGGUCGUACACGUGCACUUCCUAUACGAUAUUAUCAGCCCGGAUCUCUACUACGUGUUCUUGAGUUUGUUGCUCGAGAGCGUCUGCGGAAUACACUUAGGAUAUAUCUUAUGUUCAAUUGUACAAAAUCCUUUCAGUGUUACAAUAAUACUGUACUUAAAAUUCACAAUAUGCGUCUACGUCUCAGGACUUUGGUGGCCCACGUGUAAAUUAUUUGGUUGGGAAUAUACGAUAAAUCACUAUUUUCCAAUUUCAGAAGGCAUUUGUUUUGUCAGAUAUUUGAUUGAAAAACAGACUUUUGCCACAAAACCAUUAAUUAUUUUAAUUAUUUGGUCUGUAAUACUUGUGGCAAUCACAAUAGUUAAUUUAGCCAAUAAUAAAAAUGAAAAGAGGUAUAAUAAAUUCAAAAAUCUAUUAUAAAUAUUAAUAUUUAUGGUUUAUUAUUUACAAAUAAUAUUAAUUUUUAUUGACACACAUAACUAAUUUGUGUAAAAAAGAAGAUAUAUAUAAAUGUAAAAAAAAAAA
Myzus persicae (green peach aphid) is the source of this 1980-nucleotide messenger RNA. RefSeq names its product ABC transporter G family member 20-like. The record is from RefSeq and is a predicted model, not a curated record. The coding region runs from base 820 to 1875 and encodes 351 amino acids. Lineage: Eukaryota; Metazoa; Arthropoda; Insecta; Hemiptera; Aphididae. Gene Ontology annotation, molecular function: ATP binding; ATP hydrolysis activity. The transcript has 9 exons.